This is a messenger RNA of Exophiala dermatitidis NIH/UT8656, 1321 nucleotides long. RefSeq lists its product as uncharacterized. Bases 266 to 1138 code for a protein of 290 amino acids. NCBI's taxonomy places the organism in Eukaryota, Fungi, Ascomycota, Eurotiomycetes, Chaetothyriales, Herpotrichiellaceae. The record is from RefSeq and is a predicted model, not a curated record. The transcript has a single exon.
GUCCAAGGCUGCACUGCCAAACACGGUCGAUGGUCAACUGCGUCACUUGUCCUGCGAUGAACCUCGCCUCACUCGCCAGUAUUACUCUCCCCUGUUCUGCUUCUCUAUCUCUCUUUUUGUUUCCGUAGGCGAAGCGACGCGGAUACAAAGUGUCUCUUCUUCCCGUUUGUACUCCUAGUAGUACGUCUACCGACCUUGCACUUCUCCAUCCUACAUUUCUCCUACCUCAACAGAACCACAGACAACAGUUGGAAACCAACCAACCAUGUCAACACCUUCAGAACCCCCGCCAUCUUACGCGGCUGCGACCGGUUCCUCGACCACAUCCAGCGCACCUCACGCAUCAUCGCGCCUUGAAGUACCUCAAGAAAAGAAUGGCAUACCCGCCUUGCACCGCCGUUCGAUGGAAGACCUACAACGACCUCUGCCCGACGGCUGGGUGCGCUCCUACGAUCCGAAAGAAAACCACCAGUUCUUCGUGAAUACCAAGGAAAACCCACCCAAAUCAUAUUGGGAACACCCGCUUGACAUUCCGGAAGUCGUGCAGAAGCUGAGCACCGAGGAGCGAGAGCGACUACAAGAAGAAGAAGACCGAUUGCGCAAGCAAUUCCCGCAUUCUGCAGACCACUCCGAGGACGAGAGUCACGCGGGCAAAUCGACGCUUCCACCACGACCGUCGGCCUCGAAGCCCCAACAGAAAGCCGAGCGCGAAAAGACAUUCGGCGAGAAACUCAAGGAUAAAGUGACGGGCACCACUCACGAAGAGCGCGUCCGCGAGCGUGCACGCAGAGAAGAAGAAGAGCGACAGUACUAUGAGGCGCACAUGAAGCUUCGGCAAGCCAUGCAGAAGGCCGAGAUGACAGGCCAACCUCAAUUCUUCGCCAGAGACAGAGACGGCAAAGCCAUCUACAUUGAGCCACCUGGCGGCGUAGGAUAUGGAUACGCCGGUUACGGUACGGGAGGCUACGGAAUCAAUCCUUAUGCGCAAGGUCCAUAUUACGCCAAUCCCAACGUCAGAGUCAUUCGGCCUGGCUAUCCUUAUAACCGUCCCUAUGGUCCUUACAGCGGCGGUGGUAUUGGAUUGCCAAUCAUGGGAGGCUUGUUGGGCGGCAUGAUGCUCGGCGGUCUCAUGUUCUAAUGAAAGCGAAGCAACCUCGAACGGCAAGAUUGCGAAAAUUCUUCCGUGCGACUUCAUGAAACGAUGGAUGAUGCAGGACUCUUGAUAGCACAGCGGGAUGGAGUAUUAUUAUGACGUGAGACUGGGUUUCGCUUGGGAGACAGGCUGUUAGCUAGCGAUAGGAAAUUCAUGUUUUUAAUUGUG